Molecule: messenger RNA, 3487 nt
Organism: Astyanax mexicanus (Mexican tetra)
Lineage: Eukaryota; Metazoa; Chordata; Actinopteri; Characiformes; Acestrorhamphidae
Gene: ica1
Product: islet cell autoantigen 1
Exons: 13
Coding region: 106-1554 (482 amino acids)
Biological process (GO): regulation of transport
Cellular component (GO): Golgi apparatus
Molecular function (GO): protein domain specific binding
Source: RefSeq, a predicted model, not a curated record
CUGGCGAGUGAGUGACAGCUGAGAGAUAGAGAGAGAGAGCGAUAGAGGAGAGGAUGGAUGAGUGAAUAUUCCGCGGAGUGAUCCACAGCACGGUUUUUGUAAAACAUGGACGGUGGAAACUAUGGGUUCCCUCGUGAAUACCUCGACCGCUUUGUCCAGAGUCAGGACUCCUCUGUGGUGAACAAGUUCCAGCAGAAGUACUGGAAAACCAAACAAACGCUCAUCAAAGUGACGGGGAAGAAGGAGGACAAGCAUGUUGUCGCUUCAGACGCAGACCUGGAUGCCAAGCUUGAGGUGUUCCACUCGGUGCAGAGAACGUGCAUGGAGCUCCUCAAAGUCAUCGAGCAGUACCAGAGAAGAAUAUGCCUUUUGUCUCAGGAGGAGAAUGAGUUGGGCCGCUUCCUGCGCUCUCAGGGCUCCCAGGACAAAAGCCGUGCAGGAAAGAUCAUGCAGGCCACUGGAAAAGCCCUCUGCUUCUCCUCUCAGCAAAGGCUGGCCCUGCGCGUCCCACUGUGCCGCCUGUACCAGGAGGUGGAGACGUUUCGCUACAGGGCCAUCUCUGACACGUGGCUGACAGUGAACAGGAUGGAGCAGUCCAGGACAGAGUACCGGGGGGCGCUGCUGUGGAUGAAGGACGUGUCUCAGGAGCUGGACCCCGACACACACAAACAGAUGGAGAAGUUCCGCAAGGUUCAGGCUCAGGUGCGUCUCACCAAGACUAGCUUUGAUAAGCUGAAGAACGAUGUGUGUCAGAAGGUGGAUUUACUGGGGGCCAGCCGGUGUAACCUGCUCUCUCACGUCCUUACUAACUAUCAGACCACGCUGCUGCAUUUCUGGGAGAAAACGUCUCACACCAUGGCUGCUAUCCACGAGAGCUUUAAAGGCUGCCAGCCAAACGAUGUCUCAGCACUGAAGAUGCUGCAGAACAAAGGAUCCGAUCAGGGAGCAAAGAAAAGGGUGAAGAAGAAAAACAAAGCAAAAACAGAGGAAAAAGAAACCACAGAAAGCCCAACAACAGAAGACGUACUGAUUUCAAUAGACGAGGAUGAUCUAAACAAAGACCUCAGUCAAGCAGGUGCAGAGGAGGCGCUGUUGGGCAGUGUUCAGGACAGGGAUGGGCUGAGUCUGCUGAGUGAGAUCCUGGGCUCCAGCUCACUGGAGGAGGGCGAGUUCUCCUGGGAGUGGAGGGAGGUGUUCGGGGAGGACGAGUGUGUGGACAGCAGCACCAAAAACAGCACAGCUGGACUUACAGACGCACAGCUGGAGGAGGAGAAGGACUCGUUCUUCCUCCCGUCACGCCUGCUGGACGAGAACCUCCACAACCUGCAGUCUGCAGUCUCAGGCUGGGCUACAGGAAACCCACAGAGUGCAGCUGGACUAACUGAACAACCUGCAGCAGCCAAUCAGAACACUCCUAAACCAAAGGCCAGAGAUACCGCUGAAUCGAUAAAGGAUCGCUCAGUGUGGUUCAACCUGUUCGCUGACUUGGAUCCUCUGACCAACCCGGACGCAGUGGGGAGAACAGACAGGGAGCACGAGCUGAACACAGCAUAAACACCACAGCAAUCACAGCACCUGUCUACCUGUCCACCUGUCUGUCUCCACCCGCUGCAGCACAGCAGACAGACAGGCCCGCUGCAGAUGCUUCCUGUUGCAUGAAUAUUUUCCUUACACUGUUUCAGAUCUGUGAGACAGAGGAUGGUGAGACCAUUGCCUUUAUCAGAUACCUGCUCUUUUAUUUUCACUGUUUCUAUAUCUGUGCCAAUCUGUUAUUCUAAGUUAUUCUCAAAUAGUAACUCAUGGUAUUUUGUUGUGUUAAUAUAUUUUGACUUUAGUUUCUUAGUUGAGGGACUCUUCUGAAUAUGUGAAGGUCAAAUCCUAGUGAGAACAUUAGAAACCUGGUUCUUAAAGCUGAUCUUAAAGCUUAGAGAAGUGCUUUCAGGAUAUGACCAUGCUGUGUUACAGGGGAAUUUCACUAAUUUAAUCAAAUUCUGUAUACAUAAAAAAAGAGAUCACUUCAGUUUCUGAAUCAUUUUUUUUUCUGAUUUUGCUAUUUAUGAGUUUAUGUUUGAGUAAAAUGAACUUUGUUAUUUUAUUCCAUAAACUACAGACAACAUUUCUCCCAAAUUACAUAUAAAAAUAGUCAUUUAGAGCAUUUAUUUGCAGAAAAUGAGAAAUAGCUGAAAUAACAAAAACUAUGCAGAGUUCAGAAAUCAAUAUUUGGUGGAAUAACCCUGUUUUUUAAUCACAGUUUUUAUGCAUCUUGGCAUCAUGUUCUCCUCCACCAGUCUUACACACUGCUUUUGGAUAACUUUAUGCCUUUACUCCUGGUGUAAAAAUUCAAGCAGUUCAGUUUGGUUUGAUGGCUUGUGAUCAUCCAUCUUCCUCUUGAUUAUAUUCCAGAGGUUUUCAAUUUUGCUAAAAUCAAAGAAACUUUUAAGUGGUCUCUUAUUUUUUCCAGAGCUGUAGAUCAGUUAUUAUUUGGGUGGUGAUUAUUUGAAUCAUUCUCAAAACUGUAGAUCAGAUACAGCAGUGCUGCUGCAGUUUUUAAACACUCCUACCUACAGCUGCUCCACCCUGUAGAUAAAAUAAAGUCCCAGUCAUGAUACACAAAAGAAAGACAUUCCAGGGGAUUUAUAGGAUGUUAAAUUGGAAAGGAGAGAUGUUUUAGACUUGCUCCUCCUACUAAAACUUAGUUAAUUUUCAGUGACGAUUUUCCAGCACUGAGGUUGAAACAGGAUUAGCAUUAGCAUUAGCCGCUAACCGCAGCGCUAGCUCUUUCACUGUUUAGAAGUUAAAAUAUUGAAAUGUAGUCUGCGUGUUUACCGUGUUAAAACAAGCUACAAACUACUGAACCGGUAGCUAGAUGUAUAUAGCGCCCUGGGUCACCAGGACACUCAGGGUUUCCCAGUCUAGUGCUAUUGUUUAGCAUUUAGUAGUGCUAAGCGCUGCUAACCACGGCUAGCGCUGCUGCUGCUAAAAAUAUUGUAAAUCUAAGCUUACUGUAAAUAAAUCGCAGUGCUUUACUCACCCAAAUAAACAGUUUUCAGGAGAGCAAUCUGUGUAGAUUAACAUCCAGCGCUCACUUAACUUUAAAAUAUAUAUAUAUAUAUAUAUAUUUUUUUUUUAAGAAUUACAGUUUUGUUUACCUAGGCGCUAGUUCCUCCAGCCUUCCCCAUUAGAAUUUAAACAUGGCGACACCCUUGUUCCUUAUUGUUGUCAGCCUUAUUGUAAGAUUUAUAAUCUGGUGUAAUACUUAUGUAUGAAAAUAGACCAAAAAAUAGACGUUUAUUGACGGUGCGCCUUAUAGUCCGUAAAAUACGGUAUUAAUUUAACUCAAUGCUGCAGAACAUAAGCCUUAAAGCUGACAAUACUUUACACUUUAGGAUGGACGUUGAGCUGGAACCUCAGUUAAAAGCCUAAAUUAGGAUGAGAUUAACAGUUGUAGUCCAGUUUUCACAAGAGCUAAAAAUAAAAAUAAAUAAAU